AGGUCAUUUUAUUCCCGCUCAAUUUAACAAAUUUUUGUUGAGAAUUUAGAACAAAAUAUCUAAUAUUAAAAUUAAAUUUUAAAUUAUAAUAUUUAUUAAUUAUUAAUAUUUCUUAUCUAGUACCUUAUCUGUUUAAAUCAUUAUUUAUUACACUUAACUUACAAUAUUAAUCACAUAUUCAUUUCACAUUGAACUAAACCUAAAAACAAAAAAUUGUGGAUGAUAUUGAGCUGACAGUACUUAGUUGGAAACAUAUAAUAAAAUAGUAAUUUGUCAUAAGUAUUUUAUUCAUUAUUAUUAACACAGUAAUGCGAUUUUUUACUCAGCGCAUCAAGCACUUUGGAGCAUUUAAGAUUAAGUUCAGUCGAGCUUAUUCUGAGAUUUCAUAAAAAUUGAAGAACAAUCAACAAGAAUGCCAAGAACAAAGAAAGAAGCCAUAAAUAAUAAAAAACAAUGCAUAUCAAAAAAAACUGUGCCAAAAAGACCGAGGAAACCCGCUUUUAAAUUUGAUAUAAAAAAAAUUUUGAAAGAAAGACGCGCUGAAGGACGGCUUUUGAAGCAAAGUGCUGAACUUGAUGAAGAAAUGAAAGUUAUUGAUGACUUGUAUCAAGAAAAAGUAAAUGAGACUAUUGAUUUUGAAGACAUCAAUAAACUUCCUCUCGAAUUAACAAAUUUGGAUCAUGUUGUGAUUGACCGCUCUAAUUUUAAUAUACCCUUUAAAGACAAUUCAAUUGCUGAUUCGAAAAAAUUAUGUAUACAACGCUUUGAAAUAAUGUCAAUUGAAAAAAAUGGACUUGAAGCAAAUAUUCAUUUUAACCACUUAAUGAAAGAAAAUUGGUCACCAGAAUUUAAUGAUAUCCAUAAUAUUUUGUGUAAAUGGCAACCUGAUUUGGAUACUUCAACUAGUGGUCCAUCAUUAGAAUAUCAAAAAAUUGGACGGCAUAAUUUUGAAUUAAUAAUAAAUUUCAUAUCGCACAGUAUACUUAAAAAUAAUAAGAAAUUUAGUGUUGCCGAGUUACUAACGAUAGCCAAAUAUAUUGUAACAAUAUCUUUUGAUCAUCUUUGUGGACAAAUGAUAAAUGUGAUUAAAAGAUUAUUUAGUGUUUGUAUUGAAACAGCAUUAGAAGAAGACAAUGAUACCACUAUUAUAGCGUUUGCUCAAGAAUUGUAUUCAAAAUACAAUGAAGAUGAUUUAUUAAAUAUGAUGGUAGAUUUAUUUCUACCUUUGAAAGGAGAAAUAAUGAAAAAAAUUUAUACUUACAUAACAUUCAAAUUAUACAAGUCACUUUUAGGAAAGAUGGAUGAUACGAGUGCAUUUCCAUCUUCCAUCAAAGAAUGGUUUGUACAAGAUUUUGUAGAUAAGAAUUAUUUCAAUAAAAAUGAAAGAAAAAUAUUAUGCAGUGUUAUUCAACUGUUAGAACAUGUUGUGGUUGUAUUUGAUUUGUAUCAAGAAGAAGAAAAACUGCAUAAUAUGUAUCAUUUUCUGAACGCUGCAGUCAAACCAACUGGAUUGUCAGAUUCACUAAAACUCGUUAAUAUUUUGGACCAAUGGAGGUUACGGUUAUUCCGUUUACAUGUCAACCGUAACACUAGUUUUAAUUCUAAUUAAUAAUAAUUAAUUAUACUAUUUAUGAAUAAAUAUUUAUUAAUAUGUAAUAUACAAGUAAAUAUUAAAUAUUGUUAAAUUUAUUUUUUGUAAAAUCCAAUAUAUAUAUAUUAUUAAAAUUUUGGUACAUUAA
Molecule: messenger RNA, 1739 nt
Organism: Aphis gossypii (cotton aphid)
Lineage: Eukaryota; Metazoa; Arthropoda; Insecta; Hemiptera; Aphididae
Exons: 4
Coding region: 413-1609 (398 amino acids)
Source: RefSeq, a predicted model, not a curated record